CGUCGGGUACUCUGGCCGCGGCGGGGCGGCUAGUUCAAGUUGCCAUAGCUGCGGGUCUGGGAGUGCACAGUCAGUUGCGCCGCAGUGCCAGGUCAGUUGCACCUCCUGGGUGUCUAGUAGCAGCGGGAGCCAGGUUGGGGCCUCGGUGAUGAUCCGGCUUUAAGGACCUGGAGUCCCCUUCUGUCUCAGGUGGUUUGGGGAAGGUGUGGAGGAACCAAAAAUCAUCUAUUUGGCUAGACUUUUUGCCCUGAACCUCAUGAAGAGAUGAGAGAAGCCAGGUAUAUGUGCCUAAGAAAAGCACUGAGCUCAGGGGACAGCAACACAGAAUUCUGGGGGUGUGCUUUGAUUUGUAUACAUCAAUGGCAGAAUCAUCGAGUGAUUCAGAGCACUUUCGCUAUCGUGACCAAUUGAGUCGAUGGGCUACCAGGUCAGCUCACAGGGAAACUCGAAGUCACCCUACAGUAGAUGUCGCAGAGAAGGUCAACACUAUAACAAGUACUUUACAGGACACCAGUCGGAACCUGCGACAAGUGGACCAGAUGCUUGGGCAAUAUCGAGAAUAUAGUAGUGGACAAGCGGGUGCUAUAGAACAUUUAAAAGAAAGCUUGGAACAAUCAAUAGGCCAGCUGCGGAAUCAACGUUUAUUGAGAAACUCAGGAGGGAGAAGUAUGUCUGUUACAAGUCUGAGUGCAAGUGACCUUGAUGGUGGCACUAUGGCAGAAGGUCACCGUUUUCCACCUACCUCACCUCUCAAGGACUAUGAUCCACAGGGUAAUAAAAGAAUUAAGUCCAGAACUGGUGUCCGGUUUAGUUGGGAGACCGAAGACAUGGCCCAGCUUCAUGCUUUUCAUCAGUCCCUCCGAGACCUCAGCAGUGAGCAAGUUCGUCUUGGCGAGGAUUUCAACAGAGAGCUUUCCAGAAGGAGCCGGUCAGAUGCUGAAACAAAAAGGGCUUUGGAAGAAUUGACUGAAAAACUUAAUGAAGCCCAGAAACAAGAAGUGGUUUCAGAUCGAGUGGAACGGAGACUUCAGGAAAUAGAGAGAGAGAUGCGUACAGAAAGAGAACUGGUGGAAAGACGCCAGGAUCAAUUGGGACUGAUGUCCUUACAGCUUCAGGAGGUAUUGAGGAAACAUGAAACUAAAGCAGAAGAGAAAGAGGGAGUAAUGAAAAAUAAGCUAAGACAAACUGAAAGUGAAAAGAGUCAACUUGAACAGGAAUUGGAGCUAUCUCGAAGGCUAUUGAAUCAGUCAGAAGACAGCAGAGAAAUACUUUUACAUCAGGUAGAAGAACUGCGUACACAACUUACAAAAGCAGAAGGUGAUCGGAAGGGUUUACAACUUCAAGUACCCCAGAUUUCCAAGCUGCAGUCAAACUGUCAGGAUGAACAAGGAGAUGACUGGAGGUUUAGGAGAGGGGUAGAGCGGGAAAAACAGAAUCUGGAGAAGCAGAUGUCAGAUUUGAGAGUGCAGCUGAAUUUCAGCACAAUGGCAUCUGAGUUAGAGGAAGUGAAGCGGUGCAUGGAGCGAAAAGACAAGGAGAAAGCAAAUUUGUCAGCACAAAUAGAGACUUUAAUGUGUGAACUGGAGAACAGGGAAAAACAACAACUACAGAUGUUGGAUAAACUCAAAGAAAUUCAAAACCACUUUGACGCAUGUGAGUCUGACCGUAAGCACGCUGACCUCCAGAUCUCAGAGCUGACUCACCAUGCAGAGGAUGCUACCAAGCAGGCUGAGCAGUACCUUAGUGAGUUGCAGCAGUCAGAGGUCCUGAGAGAGGAGGCAGAAAAGAGGAGAGAAGACCUGAAAACAAAAGCUCAAGAGUCCAUUAGGCAAUGGAAGCUUAAGUAUAAAAAAUUAGAGCGAGCACUGGAGAAACAAUCUGAAACUCUUGAUCAACUGACAGAAAAGAAUAAUCAGAUUCUAAAAGAAAAGGAUGAUUUGAAAAGUCAACUUUAUACGGCAUUGCAACAGAUAGAGAAUCUUCGAAAAGAAUUGAGUGAUGUCUUGACUAAGCGUGCUCUUCAAGAGGAAGAGCUUCACUCUAAGGAGAAGAAACUAAAUGAUAUUAGGUCUCAUCAAGCUGACCUUGAACAAGAAGUCAAGAAUUCUCUAGAUACCAUCCAUAGACUAGAGAGUGAAUUGAAAAAGCAGAAUAUGGUUCAAAGCCAGAUUAAAUUUGAGAAAGCUCACCUGGAGGAAGAAAUUGGAGAACUAAAGAAGAGCCAGGCUCAGGACAAAUCUAAAUUUCUUGAGAUGCAAGAGUCUAUCAAGGAUUUAAGUGCCAUUCGAGCAGAUCUUGCUAAUAAAUUGGCCGAAGAAGAGAGAGCCAAGAAAAUGGUGCUUAAGGAUCUUUCUCACCUCACAGCCCAGGCAAAAUCCAAGGAUGAAGAAACAGCUACUGUCAUCACGCAGCUAAAGCUGGAACGAGAUGUUCACCAGAGGGAGCUGGAAGAUCUCACAUCAUCUUUGCAGAGUGUGAAAAUGAGACAUGAACAAAAUAUUCAGGAGCUGAUGAAGCACUUUAAGAAAGAAAAGAGUGAAGCAGAGAAUCAUAUUAGGACACUGAAGGCAGAAAGCUUAGAAGAUAAGAAUAUAGUGAAAAUCCAUCGUUGUCAGCUGGAGAAAUUGAAGUCACAAUGUGAAAGACUGACAGAGGAAUUAACCCAGAAUGAAAAUGAGAACAAAAAAAUGAAGCUAAAAUAUCAGUGUUUGAAAGACAAACUAGAAGAAAAGGAAAAACAUAUAAGCAAUGAAGAAGAGCACUUAAGGAGGAUGGAAGAGGCGAGAUUGCAGCUUAAGGAUCAACUUCUUUGCUUGGAGACUGAACAAGAAUCCAUUCUUGGAGUGAUAGGAAAGGAAAUUGAUGCAGCUUGUAAAACUUUCUCCAGGGACUCAAUAGAUAAAUUGAAAGUUUUAUCUUCUGGCCCUGAUGUAUAUUAUGACCCACAUCGUUGGUUAGCAGAAAGUAAGACUAAACUUCAGUGGCUCUGUGAGGAACUAAAAGAAAGAGAAAACAAAGAGAAGAAUUUGCGACACCAGCUGAUGCUAUGCAGACAGCAACUCAGGGAGCUGUCCCAGAACAAGGAAUCUGAGCUGCAGUGUCUCUUUGAACAGAUAGAAAGGCAGGAGCAGCUUCUGGAAGAAAUACAUCAGGAAAAGAGAGAUCUGCUAGAAGAGACACAAAGAAAAGAUGAAGAAAUGGAAUCUCUGCAGCUGAAUCUUCUGUUUAAACUUCCAUCUUGGGAAGACGGUAGUCAGACUGCAGUGAAAAAUCAGAAUGAAGCUCAAUUUGAAGAAAAAGCAGACCAUGUAAAUGCAUUAGAAAUGAGUACCCGAGUGGCCUUGGGCCAUCUGGAGUCUGUACCUCAGAAACUGAGCCUACUGGAAGAUAUCAAAGACUUUCGAGAUUCCCGCUGUUCCUCUGAAAGAAUUGAUGGGAGAUAUUCUAAAUACAGAGUUCACAGAGAUUCUCUUAAGCAAUGCCAAGAUGAUACCAAGUACAGAAUCAAAAGCUUGAAGGAUGUUAGAACCUGUGCUGAAGGUUCCUACACUCGUGGGUUAGAUCACUCAUCUUCUUGGCAGGAUCACAAUCGCUUCCUGUCUAGUCCACAAUUUUCACACUUGAACUCAUUCACCAAAAGAACCAUUGCUCCACAUUCAGCUUCAAUCAAGGAAGAUGCCACAAGUUUACCAAUGAAUGGAACAAGUCCACAAUCCAAGAAGGAGGAAUAUGACAACAAAAAAACAAAGUGAAAUUACUCUACAAAUAGCCUAUCUACCCUUGCUGCCAUCUGGUCCAGGUUAUCUAACAGAUGAACCUGGGGCUUUGGUUCUUUGGUAUUGCCGAACAUUGACUAAAAUGAAAAUACAGUUGGUCUUGUGAAUGACAUAAGUUUAACCAAUCUAAAUAAUAUCAGUUCAUGAACAAUAUGCAGCUAAUUUAUUACCAGUGAGAAAGUAAUGUUUUUCACUAUGCAUUUUCUUUUUGCAAGUGUGGUCAGUCACAAUUUCCUGACCAAAAUUUGGUUUUAUAAUUGAUGCCUUUCAAAAAUUACUGACUAAAAAGCUGGAAAAUGAAUUCUCCUCUAGGCAAAAGUUGCCGGCACUUUAGAUUCAGGGAGCAUUUAUAUAUAAUUGAUUUUUAAAAAAUGCUUUCUCCCUAAUAAAUUAUCAUGUGUUAUAACAUGUCAUGGAGAUAUGCAUAUAUAUUAAGCAGUCCACUUUAUAAAUGCUUGGAAUUGUUAUAUAAUCAUCUCAACAGUCUAUUACUACAGAUAGUACCUUAAGAUUAUUUCCAAUCAUCCAUUUUAAUAGCAAUAAAGAAUUUAUAAAUGAUAUCUAAUUUGUAGAACACUGAAAAGAAUUCAUAGCACAGUUUAUUUAUUUGUCUUUCUGUGGUCAGAUAUCCCACUGUGAUCACUCCAGUCAUUCUUGACCAUCUAUCAUUUAGAAUGACCAAAAUUCAUAGCACCAAACCCUUGUAUCUAUGAGGUUCACUCUGCAAGAGUUCUCCUGUGAUUUGGUACUAUCUACCUACUUUUGAUAUCCCAGCUUUUCUCAACAUCAGUGUUUGUUAGAAUUUUCCCCCUUUACAUGCCAAUCUACUGGUGGAGAAAGAUUUGUAUUAAGUUCUAAUAAUGGUAGGUAUUUAGGAACAAUCCGACUGGGUCAUGGUCAAAAGAUUCUGCAUGGAGACAAGGAAAAUAAAGCAAUAAUGUGCAUGACAUUCUGUGUUUGUUAAAAUAUAACUGCUUAUUAGGUUUCUUGCCUUUUGUAAAGAUGCUUCUAUUUCUACUCAAAGUGUGUGUUCCUAGCUUACCAUACUUAAAGGUGCAGAAGUGAGUGUCUUGCUAUUAAUGUGAACACAGUUCUUACUACAGAACAUGGAAAUGUUCCAUAUCAAAAAAUUAAGUGACACAAACAUAACCCCUGAGUGUGCAGCAUGCAUUUUAUGAUGAAAUCAUUCACAAAACCUCUUAUUGAAUUCCCACUAUGUGCUAGUCUCUGUGGUAGGAGGAAAAAAGAUGCAAAAACAUGUUCAUGUCUCAAAGUGUGUUUGACAUUACAAGUCAAAUGAAAAAAAGGAGUGAUGUGUUUAGGCUAGCUGAGAAGAAUCUAUAUUAUGCUGCAUUAAACAAGCUGUUUUGUUUUAUCAA
Heterocephalus glaber (naked mole-rat) is the source of this 5155-nucleotide messenger RNA. It is a transcript of the gene Cep128, whose product is annotated as centrosomal protein 128. The record is from RefSeq and is a predicted model, not a curated record. Gene Ontology annotation, cellular component: centriole; spindle pole. NCBI's taxonomy places the organism in Eukaryota, Metazoa, Chordata, Mammalia, Rodentia, Bathyergidae.